CUGCGUGGUCGUGUCUAUCGGUUCGUGUUAUACCCAACAGGUUACCGACUGAAUUUUUAAAAAAUGCCUCGUAAAAAGUGUGUUGAAAAUUUGCAAACUAUAGCCAUGAACAACAUUGCAAAAAACUUCGAAAAAAUCUGCUACGGCUUGCAAGAUUCCCAGCUGUUCGCCCUCAUCAUGGAAGACGACGCUUACUUGAACUUUGCGUCCCCGUUCAAGGAACUCGCUCCCGUUUUACUCGACGAGUUCUUCGAGCUGCUUUGCGAAAGGCGAACAGUUUCCCGGCACAUGCUUCACAUGGUCUUCAAUGAGAACAACCGCAUUGUCAGACUGCGACAAGGAAUGGGAGAAAUAUACUACGCAAUCCGGUUUCUCAUGGACCGCUGCAAAGUACUCGAUGUCAUGCCCAUGGUCUCUAAAUAUCCCCAGCACAUUGCAGUGCUUGACUUGUCCUACAUGCACCAGAUGGGACCUCAGGACCUGAUGAAGCUUUUUCAGCCCCUGACGACUUUGAUCCAAGUGAACCUCCGCGGAACACUGACAGUUACCGAGGUGGUCUCCAUCAUAGCCACGAACUGCGAAAACUUGGCUGAAUUGAACCUGAGUGAAACUGCAAUCAACGACAAGUCGAUUCAAGCCCUUUACAGGACGAAGCAAGUCGAUGGCACACUAGUGAAACACGCUCAGAAACUGCGACGACUCGUUUUAGCUGACGUUUCUGUGACUCCCUUCGCUGUGGCUUCGGCGUUACAGUCGCUUCCUUCGUUGUGCGAAGUCGACUAUUCCGCUCUUUUCCAGGUUUUCUCACUGUUGCCUUCGUACGUUGGAUACGGGUCCUUCGGAGAGGCGGUCGGUUUGGAGAAGUUCCAAUUGAACCGGAUUGCGUCCACCAGGGAGUUCAUCUCGCAUGAAAGCAUUGAGGUUGCGACUCAGACUUGUCCGAAUAUUCAGUCGAUUACGUUGUUGGAAUGCUCAGGCAUAGACAACGAAGGACUCAUGAAGUUCAUGGCAUUUGAGAGACUCACGCACUUGUCCAUCACCAAUGACGACGACAGAACUCUGGAUUUUUUUGAGGGAGUUCUGCCAAUUUUGCAGGCGAGAGGAGAACAGAUGCAAAAUUUGAUCCUCACGGAUUUCCUCGUCGUAAAUAUCGACGCACUGGCGUCUGCUUGCCCGAAUCUCCAAAACUUAGCUUUGUCAGGGAUCACGGAUUAUCAUUACACUUCACCCGAGGAACUCGUGAAGGAGAAUAUGUCGCGGAGAUUGCGGCGGAUCAGUGAGGAUGACGUGCAAGGGAAUUGUUCAUCGUCGAACGUUCAGGCUGCCUUCGCCGGUGCUUCGAUCGGCGCAUUCGUUCCACACGAGUAUUGCUUUACGAAGUUGAAGGCACUGGAAAUUUGGUCUGCUCCAGGGCACCCGGGUCCUUCCAAGGAAGUGAUCGUGAUAUUGAUGAAAUCGUCGCAAAAUUUGGAGCAUCUGUUGCUGCAAGGCUGUGUUCAUUUUGAUGACGGCGUUUUUGCCCAGAUAGUGAAGCUGUUGAGCCACAUCACGACAAACGAGUGCUCAAUUUCAACUGAAGUUUUUCGCCGUUUAUUGGAUUCGGACAACAAUUUGGAUAUGAUCCGAAUCUGGUCUUGCCCUGGAAUUGACCGCGAAGGUUAUGAAGAAAUACGCCAGCGCAUCAAGGAUGACAAUUUGGAAAUUUAUUUGGAUUGGUUCGCGUGA
This is a messenger RNA of Notodromas monacha, 1725 nucleotides long. NCBI's taxonomy places the organism in Eukaryota, Metazoa, Arthropoda, Ostracoda, Podocopida, Cyprididae. The record is from the annotation of a GenBank genome assembly.